This is a messenger RNA of Hemicordylus capensis (graceful crag lizard), 4214 nucleotides long. RefSeq names its product ubiquitin specific peptidase 33 (gene USP33). The record is from RefSeq and is a predicted model, not a curated record. The transcript has 25 exons. NCBI's taxonomy places the organism in Eukaryota, Metazoa, Chordata, Lepidosauria, Squamata, Cordylidae. Gene Ontology annotation, molecular function: cysteine-type deubiquitinase activity; zinc ion binding. Bases 662 to 3274 code for a protein of 870 amino acids. Gene Ontology annotation, biological process: protein deubiquitination.
UCAACAGUUACCUCUUAUCACAGCGACAGCAAGUGUCGCCAUCUUUGUGGGGGGCAAUUUCCGUCUCUCUCUCUCUCUUUUUUUUUAAAACGAACCAUCCGCUAUCGCAGUGAAAGCAAACGCUACCAUCUUUGUGAGGGGCACAUCCCAUCAACUGUGUGGCUAAGGCAGUGCGCGCAUGGCACAGUCGGAGUCAGUACAGACAGCUAGGAAGGAGGAGUACUGAGAGAAAAAGAAGGAAGCGGAAGGAGUCUCCUCCUCCUUCUUCUCGUCCUCCAUCUCCCGGUCUCUUCCACUGCGCGGCCAAUUUUCCCGGAUUGGCUUUAGGCACCAGGUGAGGAUUCGGCAGUAGCAGCUCCCGAAUAGUAAGCAGUGGCAUUCGGGGCCGUGGAGGUGAAGUCUUUAGUGUGAUGUAAAUGCUACCUGAUUUUAAAAAUGACUGCUGUUAAAAUGUCACCACUAAGCAGUGAUUGCUCACAUUUGGAAUCGGUUGGAGAGAUAACCAAGGAAGAUUUAAUACACAAAUCACAUGGCACUUGUGAGGACUGUAAAGUAAAAGGACCAAAUCUUUGGGCAUGUUUAGAGGUGCAGAAAGUGCUCCUAGCAUUACAGGUAUCCUGUUGGCUGGUGCUGCUUUCUAAAGUGUUGGAUUAAUUUUCAAAUGGCUAGUGACAUUAACAUUUUUGUGAAGAAUAGAUGCUCAUAUGUUGGUUGUGGAGAAUCUCACAUAGAUCACAGCACCAUACAUUCCCAGGAAACAAAGCACAGUCUAACAGUUAAUCUUACUACAUUGCGUGUCUGGUGUUACGCAUGUAGUAAAGAAGUAUUUCUGGAUAGAAAACUGAGGUCUCAUUCUUCAUUGCAAAAUGUACGACUGUCUCAUCAAGCUCCAGAACAUACCAUACAGGAUAUUAGGUUGCCCAGUAUCCCAACACUGAAAAUUCCUCUAAUUGCAACAUUUGAUGACCUAGAUGUACAGGUAGAUGAUGAAGAUGAAUUCAAGGCAAGAGGUCUGACAGGCUUGAAAAAUAUUGGAAACACUUGCUACAUGAAUGCAGCUUUGCAGGCUCUUUCAAACUGCCCACCACUGACACAGUUUUUUCUUGACUGUGGGACCUUAGCUCGGACUGACAAGAAACCAGCCAUUUGCAGAAGUUAUUACAAACUGAUGACAGAACUCUGGCAUAAAAGCAGACCUGGUGCUGUUGUCCCAACAAAUUUGUUUCAAGGAAUUAAAACAGUAAAUCCAACAUUUCGAGGCUACUCCCAACAGGAUGCUCAAGAAUUUCUGCGGUGUUUAAUGGAUUUGCUACAUGAAGAGCUGAAAGAGACCAUUAUUGCAACAGAGGAUACUAAUGCAGCAAAUGCAGAAGAAAACAUGGAAGAAGAGAAAAGCCAGUCAGAUGCAGACUUUCAGUCCUGUGGUAACACUGAUAAGGUAGACUAUGAGACUUGGUCAAAGCCUGUUACAGAGCACCAUGCAGAAGAUGCUAUGUUGAUUCGUGAUGAUGAAAACUCAUCUAAAGACUACCAGAAGGAGAAAUCCUUGUGUACCAAGAUGAACAGAGCAAGCUCUAUGGAAGAUAUAGAAAAAGAUAUAAACAGUUUCUUUGAAACAGCUGAAUUCUUGAAUAACCAGGAAACAGUCAAAGUGCAAAUACACAGCAGAUAUUCAGACUAUCUGAAUGAUGUCCAUAUGAAUGAAACAUCUGUGCCACAAAGCUUUCCUUCAAAAGAUGGAGGGAAUGUGUGUUUAUCAACCAGCCCCCCCAAAUCAGGUUCCUUCUGGUCUGGAUUGGCACCCUCACACAAAAAAGUUCCAACUGUGUCUUCCCAAAAAAAGAAGAAGCACAAAAAAUACAGAAGUGUUAUUUCUGAUAUAUUUGAUGGGACUAUCAUAAGUUCAGUGCAGUGUCUGACAUGUGAUCGGGUAUCAAUUACCCAUGAGACUUUCCAGGACUUGUCAUUACCUAUUCCAGGUAAGGAAGACCUUGCUAAGCUACAUUCUGCAAGUCAUCAGACCUCUCUGGUCAAGGCAGGGUCAUGUGGUGAAGCGUAUGCUCCUCAAGGCUGGAUAGCAUUUUUUGUGGAAUACUUUAAAAGGUUUGUUGUCUCAUGUGUUCCUAGCUGGUUUUGGGGUCCAACAGUAACCUUACAAGAUUGUCUUGCUGCCUUUUUUGCCAGAGAUGAACUGAAAGGUGACAAUAUGUACAGUUGUGAAAAGUGUAAAAAGUUGAGAAAUGGAGUAAAAUUCUGCAAAGUUCAACACUUUCCUGAGAUACUAUGUAUUCAUCUCAAAAGGUUCAGGCAUGAGCUUAUGUUUUCCACAAAAAUUGGUACUCAUGUAUCCUUUCCCUUAGAAGGGCUUGAUCUUCAGCCUUUUCUUGCUAAGGACAGUCCAGCUCAAAUUGUGAUAUAUGAUCUCUUAUCCGUUAUCUGCCACCAUGGAACUGCCAGUAAUGGACAUUAUAUAGCUUAUUGUCGGAAUAACUUAAAUAAUCGAUGGUAUGAAUUUGAUGAUCAGAGUGUCACAGAAGUAACAGAAUCAACUGUCGAAAAUGCAGAAGCUUAUGUUCUUUUCUACAGAAAAAGCAAUGAAGAAGCUAAAAAGGAGAGACAGAGGGUAUCAAGCCUUAAUGUAAUGGAACCAAGCCUUCUCCAAUUCUAUAUUUCACGACAGUGGCUGAAUAAAUUCAGGACUUUUGCAGAGCCAGGACCCAUUUCAAAUAAUGAUUUCCUCUGUAUGCAUGGAGGAGUUCCUCCACACAAGGCUAAUGCUAUAGAGGAUCUAGUAGUAAUGCUACCUCAAAACAUAUGGGAAAACUUGUACAGCAGGUAUGGUGGAGGACCAGCUGUUAACGUUCUAUAUGUUUGUCAUACUUGCCAAAUGGAAACAGAGAAAAUAGAGAAAAGAAGAAAGACUGAAUUGGAAAUGUUCAUUCGGCUUAACAGAGCAUUCCAAGAGGAGGAGUCUCCAUCCAUAUUCUAUUGCAUCAGUAUGCAGUGGUUCAGAGAAUGGGAAGGGUUUGUAAAGGGCAAGGACAGUGAUCCUCCAGGUCCCAUUGACAAUAGCCAAAUUGCUGUCAAUAAAUGUGGUGCCAUUGUUCUGAAACAAGGAGCUGAUUCUGGGCAGAUUUCAGAGGAAACCUGGAACUUUCUCCAGUCAAUCUAUGGGGGAGGACCAGAAAUCAUACUGCGGCCACUUGUUGCUCAAACUGAACCUGAACCAUUACAGACAGAAGAUAAAAUUGAAUUAGAAACUCGUGGUCUGUAGCCACAUCACAGGGAUGAUUUCUCGUAUGGAGUUCCUUCCACUUAACAUACAUUCCCAAGAUUGCUUUUGUUUUGCUGUUUCUCUUUUUCCCUCUAAAGAGACAGGACAUUGGGCAUUAUAGCAUCUGUGGAAUUAAUCACUACUUAUAAUAGUCACAUUCUAAAACUGUGUUAUAGCCUUUCAAAGACACUGGUCUCAUCUUGAAAUUGUAUCUUUCCUGUCCUACAGAAAUGUAUGUGUGCAAAUUAGGGAUGAAGGAUUUAACCAUUCCUGUCAAUAUCUCUGCUCAAUUUCUGGGCUGCGUUAAAUCAAGUUUUGACUACACUAGAUUUAAAGGGCACAUACUUUAAGCAGAUGGUGGUGAGAUUGUAAGAAAAUGGAUUUAAUGUCCUAUGAAAACUCAGGAAAAGUUGGUUUCACUUUUAUUUGCACUGCACUAUAGAAAAACAUAAUGAACUAAAAAAAUUUCUUAUUUGAGUGUCGAAUAUAUGAAUGAUUGAAAUGAAACAUUGUUCUGCUCAACAGAUGUAAGUAACUUGCCUACUGUUUAAAUCUUCUGAUAAGUUUGUCAUAUAUAAAAUAUAACCUAUAGUAUCGGUAACUGAACAAAACCAUAGUCUUUAGGAUUAUUUGCUUUGAAAGCAUGGUGCGUAUGUUAAUGGCUAGUGCACUUGAUGAAUUUUCUAGUCUUUUUAAAUUAAUUGCAUCAAUAGUUUCAUGUGGAAAAUCUGUACAGUUAUGAAGUGCUCAUUGGCAUGAUUUAUUAUGUCAGAUGUAGAAUGAAUACACAAUGCAAGAUUGCAAAAUCAUUCUGGAUUAUUCAUAUUGAAAUGCUGGAUGUCUCCCUAAUGGUUUUUUUUUCUUCCUGACUAUUGCUGCCAUAUAAGCAAUGCUACUAAAUGCUAGUUCAAUAAAAUUAAUCUUUAAAAUGCUAACAUAA